Messenger RNA from Momordica charantia (bitter melon), 2264 nucleotides. RefSeq names its product splicing factor U2af large subunit B. Lineage: Eukaryota; Viridiplantae; Streptophyta; Magnoliopsida; Cucurbitales; Cucurbitaceae. Gene Ontology annotation, biological process: mRNA processing. Gene Ontology annotation, molecular function: RNA binding. Gene Ontology annotation, cellular component: nucleus. The record is from RefSeq and is a predicted model, not a curated record.
UCUCAUGCGAACCCUAGGAUUCUCGUUGGCUUUGCUUCUCCCAAUUUUCGCUGCAAAAUUUUAUCGGGAAACGAAUUCCAAAUACCAGAGGGAAAUUCGGUGGAUCGUACGCAAAAUUUAAACAUGACAGAUUACGACGGGAGAUACGAAGGUAAUGGAGAAGACACGGACAAUUAUGGCGAUGGUUUUUCUCCCCAAGUUCGUGGCGGCAGCCAUGGUGGCCACGAUACUCACAGUGAUUCAAAAUCUCAGCAUGGUUCUCGAGAUUAUGAAAGAGAGUCUUCAAAAAGUCGGGAUAAAGAAAGAGAAAAGGGGCGUGAUAGGGAGAAGGACAGGGAGAGAGAUCGGGGUCGAGGUAGAGAAAGGGAUAGGGAGAAAAGUAAGGAUGGGGAAAGGGACCGGGAGAAGGAUAGGGAUAGGGAUCGUGAGAAGGACCGUGAUAGGGAUCGUGACCGUCAUCACAGAGACCGUCACAGGGAUCGAGGUGAGAGAAGGGAGGGAGGCAGAAGUAGAGAUGAUGAUGAUUACUACAGGAGUAGGGACUUUGAUAGGCGGAGAGAUUAUGAUAAAGACCGAGAAGACAGACAUAGACGUAGAUCUCGUUCUCGCUCAAAGGGAAUAUCUGAGCAUAGGUCAAGGUCACCUUCUCCAUCACGGUCAAGAUCACGAUCCAAAAGCAAAAGAAUUAGUGGUUUUGACAUGGCUCCUCCCACUACUGCAAUAUUGCCUGGUGCAACUGCUGCUGCAGCAGGCCAGAUGCCUGGGGCAACUCCAGCUAUUCCUGGAAUGUUUCCUACGAUGUUUCCAUUGGCAACGGGUCAGCCCUUUGGAGCACUUCCUGUUAUGCCAGUUCAGGCAAUGACCCAACAGGCUACCAGGCAUGCCCGGCGUGUUUAUGUGGGAGGGCUACCCCCAACAGCCAAUGAACAGUCUGUUGCAACAUUUUUCAGUCAGGUUAUGGCUGCAAUAGGAGGAAACACUGCUGGUCCUGGAGAUGCGGUUGUCAAUGUUUACAUAAAUCAUGAGAAAAAGUUUGCAUUUGUGGAGAUGAGAUCUGUUGAGGAAGCCAGCAAUGCAAUGGCCUUGGAUGGGAUCAUCUUUGAGGGAGCGCCUGUUAAGGUGCGAAGACCUAGUGAUUACAAUCCUUCACUUGCGGCAACACUUGGUCCCAGCCAGCCGAAUCCAAAUCUGAACCUAGCUGCUGUUGGUCUAACACCAGGUUCUGCUGGUGGUCUUGAGGGGCCAGACCGCAUUUUUGUGGGUGGACUUCCUUAUUACUUCACAGAAGCUCAGGUCAGAGAGUUGCUGGAGUCUUUUGGGCCCCUACGAGGUUUUGAUCUGGUGAAAGAUAGAGAGACUGGAAAUUCUAAAGGCUACGCAUUUUGUGUUUACCAAGAUCUUUCAGUCACAGACAUAGCCUGUGCAGCCCUCAAUGGUAUUAAAAUGGGUGACAAGACACUCACGGUUCGGCGUGCGAAUCAGGGAGCUAACCAACCGAAACCAGAACAAGAAAGUGUCCUUUUGCAUGCACAGCAGCAAAUUGCACUGCAGCUUAUCCUUGAUCCUUCAAGAUUGGAAAGCUUUGAUUCACUAGCUUUUCGUCGGGAGGGGGCUUUCUCAUCCCCCGGCCCUGAGAAGCUGAUGCUACAGCCAGGGGCUGUAUCCACCAAGGUUCUUUGUCUUACACAAGUUGUUUCUCCCGAAGAGCUUAUUAAUGACGAAGACUAUGAAGAUAUCAUGGAAGACAUGCGAGGGGAAGGCGGGAAAUUUGGUACACUAGUGAAUGUCGUCAUCCCACGUCCGAGACCCAACGAUAUGGCACCUGGAGUUGGAAAGGUGUUUUUGGAGUAUGCGGACAUCGAUAGUGCAACGAAAGCUCGAGCUGGUCUGAAUGGAAGAAAAUUUGGAGGGAACCAAGUGGUGGCUGUAUUCUAUCCAGAGAACAAGUUUGCCCAAGGGGAGUAUGAUGCCUAAACUGUCUCACUACUUUUACAAACACAAUAAUUGGACAAAUUUGUCAUUAGCAAAAAAAAAAGAAAAAAAAAAAAAGAAACCAAACUAUUUACUUUAAUCUAAGUGGUAAGAUUGUGUGCUAGUAUGUAAUCCUUUUCUUAGCCAAGUAAUCCAAGUGAGAUGUAGAUUUAGAUUCUAAGAUUUUAAUUCACUCUCUUAUCUCUUAAGUAAUGGAUAUAGCUUCAACACUCUUCUUACUCUUCUAAUUUGUUGGAUCUUUGGCACUAUUAUUCAAUUGGGUUUGAUCUUUA